Molecule: messenger RNA, 2529 nt
Organism: Candidozyma auris
Lineage: Eukaryota; Fungi; Ascomycota; Pichiomycetes; Serinales; Metschnikowiaceae
Gene: DAP2
Product: dipeptidyl aminopeptidase
Exons: 1
Coding region: 1-2529 (842 amino acids)
Biological process (GO): proteolysis
Molecular function (GO): dipeptidyl-peptidase activity; serine-type endopeptidase activity
Source: RefSeq, a predicted model, not a curated record
AUGUCGUUGGAGAAGAAGAAGAGAGACGAAGACGUCUCGGAGAAGUCUCUUUACAAAGACAUCAACUCAAGGCAGAUGAUGAGAGCCACGGCCACGGUGCUAGCCCUUGUGGCAAUCAUCAUUUGGGGUGCUGGAUUCCUCAUAAACGCUAUGGACAACUUUUCAAGCCAUCACAGCGCAUUUUUGCCCACCAGAAGCAAUGGAAGUGUCUAUAAGUCUCCUCCCCUACUAACGAAUGAGCAUUCCCAUGAAAGUGGAAACGGCAAGCCUUCAUUGACACUAGAGGAUAUCCGUGAGGGUAAAUUCCGUGCCCAGUACAGACAUUUGCAGUGGAUUUCCGCUCCAGGGUCUUCCCUUCAUGAUCAAGGAACGUACCUUUUGGAAGAUAAAACUGGUGACAAUGUCACGUAUGUCGUCAAAAGCAUUUUAGAUAGCGACUACCACUAUGUGCUUCACAACGGAAGCAGCUUCGCUUUUGGCGGAAAAGUGUACGAAAUAGACUCUUUGACAGCAUCUCCGGACCUUACAAAGGCCAUUUUAAAGACAAACACCAAAAAGAAUUGGAGACACUCGUCAUUUGCUCUUUACUGGGUCCUCGACGUGACUUCUCAAAGCAUUGAGCCGUUGUUUAAUACUGAAGCUUUGGUAUCGGUGUCAAAAUGGGCACCAACGUCGGAUAAAAUUGCUUUUGUCUAUGAAAACAACGUGUACAUCAAGUAUCUUGAAACAGACUUUAUCAAACAAGUCACAUUUGAUGGUGACAAUAACACCUUUUACGGGAUUCCCGACUGGGUUUAUGAAGAAGAGGUUUUCGCUUCAGAUAUUGUUUUGUGGUGGUCCCCUCAAGGUGAUAAGGUAGGGUUUUUGAAAUUUAACGAUACACACGUUCCCGAUUUCACAAUCCCAUAUUAUGUGCAAGAGGGAUUCGAAGAGUACCCUGAAUUGGUUUCCAUAAAGUACCCUAAACCAGGAUACCCAAAUCCUGAGGUUGAUUUGGUUCUUUACAAUGUUGACGAAACCGAUGAUAGUGCCCAAAUAAUGAAGCUUCACACAUCCUUUGACGAUAAGCUAAUCACUGAGGUCCUUUGGGUGUCUGAUGAGUAUUUAUUGGUGAAGACAACGAACAGAGCUAGUGACAUAAUGGAAAUAUUUAUGGUAUCCAGCAAGGAAGGGUCGGAAGGAAAGUUAGUAAGAAAGCAUCACGCUAAAAGCUCCUGGUUCGAGGUCACUUCGAACGCCAUCUACAUUCCUAGUGAUAAGUCGGCUGGCAGGCCACAUGACGGUUAUAUCGAUCUUGUUGUGCACGAUGGCUAUAAUCAUUUGGCUUACUUCUCUCCACCUGAUAACGCAGAAGGCAAACUUCUUACAUCGGGACAGUGGGAGGUAUUGAGUAACGUUUUCGAUUUUCUGACGAAUAAGAUCUAUUUCCAAUCCACUUACAAGUCGUCUGUGGAAAGACACUAUUACUCAUUGGACCUUACCGAGGCCAUCAAGCUGCCAAGUAUCAUUGAGUUCAAGAACUUGACUGAUGUCAGCUCUGAUGGGUGGUAUGAAGCAUCCUUUUCGUCAGGUGCGAAGUUUGCACUUGUUUCAAACCUAGGACCUCAUGUUCCAUAUCAGCAUUUGAUUGACCUACAUUCGCAUGAGGUUGUUGAGGAAGUUGAGCGUAACGAUGAAGUUGAGAAAAAUUUGAAUAAUUAUCGACUUCCUUCCACAGAUUUCUUUGUUGUUGACUUGGGUAAGGAUGUUGAUACAGGUGACAGUAUUUUGGCAAACGCUAUGGAAACCAAGCCCCAUGAUUUUGAUCCUUCUAAAAAGUACCCAGCUCUCUUUUUCGUGUAUGGAGGACCUGGAUCUCAGACUGUAAAGAAGACAUUUGACAUUGGCUUCAGUCAGGCUAUCUCAUCUGAACUUGAUGCCAUAGUUGUGACUGUUGAUGGUAGAGGUACCGGGUACAAUAACAAUAACCAAGUACUCGGGUCCGAUUUUAAAUUUAUUGUUCGUGACCGUCUUGGCCAUUUCGAACCAAUUGACCAAAUUGCUGCUGCGUCUAUUUGGGCUAAGAAAUCUUACGUUGACAAGGAGAGGAUCGCCAUCUGGGGCUGGUCUUACGGAGGCUUUCUUACUCUAAAAACAUUGGAAACUGACUACUCAAACAGGGUCUUUUCUUAUGGUGUUUCAGUGGCACCAGUCACCAAGUGGAAGCUUUAUGACACAAUCUACACCGAAAGAUAUUUGAGGAGCCCUCAAGAGAACCCUGAUGGUUAUCAAAGUGCCAGUAUAUUCAACAUCACGAAUUUCAAAGAUGUGAAGAGGUUUUUAAUCAUGCAUGGAUCAGGCGACGACAAUGUUCAUUUCCAGAACAGUCUCAAUCUUCUUGACGACUUCAAUUUGGCUGGAGUUGAAAACUUUGACUUCAUGGUAUUUCCUGACUCCGAUCAUUCCAUCAAAUACCACAACGGCAAUGUUGUUGUAUUUGAUAGAAUUAAGAGCUGGCUAAAGAGAGCCUUCGCUGGAGAAUUCUCAUAA